Polypterus senegalus (gray bichir) is the source of this 2604-nucleotide messenger RNA. RefSeq names its product ankyrin repeat domain 16 (gene ankrd16). Lineage: Eukaryota; Metazoa; Chordata; Cladistia; Polypteriformes; Polypteridae. The record is from RefSeq and is a predicted model, not a curated record. Gene Ontology annotation, molecular function: protein binding. The coding region runs from base 587 to 1714 and encodes 375 amino acids. The transcript has 7 exons.
CAGGGUUUCAUGGGAACAAUGGCUGUUUGCGAUGGUGAAGCUUUGGCUUCUGUCCUUACUGUUUAGAAAGCUUCGAUUUUCAUUUGGAUUCUCUUUUGAUACCUGAAGUUGAACAAAGUCAUCUAAUUGAAACAAGUGAAAUACAGCAUUGGUAUACGCCCUUGGACUAAAGAAAUAUGCAGUUUAUCUCUCUCUUUUUUUAUUCAGUUACACUUUAGUAAUUGCACACGUGUAAAUAGGGUACUUUUUCUUCGCCGCCGUUAAGACAGCAGGGUCGCGUUAUUACAGUGUUGUUACAUUGUCAAGGCCAGUGAGGUAUUAGGAGCGGUGAUGUAGACCAAAACAUAAUCGGUGGUCUAAUGCCAUUUCAGAAACGGUCUCCUUUUUAAUGUUGGUUUGAUGUGUCGCAGCAGAGAGACAACGCAUACAACUGCCGGAAAGCGCACGAACAACAGUGUAAUCAUAGGAGCCACUUUUAAUCGAGCAACAGCUCUUACUUUAACUGAUUAUAAAACUAUUUGUUGAAAAGUCCAGUUAUUAAAGGUAUCGUGAUUUUGUUAAAAAUAAAUAAACUGUCGCAUCAGGGAUGGGUGACGAAGCCUGUGUCCAAAGUGUGCUGAGACUUGUGCAGGAAGGGCAGCUCUCCGCCGUUCAAGAUAAGUUUAGCGGAGAUCUGCAGUUGCAGAGCCUGGCCAAAAAGACGCACUUUGGCAAAUCUGGAGAUACGCUUUUGCAUUACGCAUGUAGAAGCGGGCACUUAGACAUGCUGAGGUUCUUCGUGGAGGAGAUUGGUUUCGAUACAGAAUUAGUGAACAGAGACUACAAAAGAGCCUUGCAUGAGGCAGCCUCAAUGGGUCAUGUGGACUGCGUGCGCUAUUUGACUGCUAGAGGUGCAAAGAUUGACAGUCUAAAGAAGGCGGACUGGACUCCCCUAAUGAUGGCCUGUGCCAAAAAAAAUUUGGAUGUCAUUAAAAAUCUGAUCAACCAUGGUGCUAACCCUGCCUUGAAAAACAAAGAUGGCUGGAACUGCUUUCACAUUGCUUGUCGGGAUGGUGACCCCUCCAUUGUCCAUUAUUUAAUUGAUACAUGUCCAGAGGUUUGGAAAACGAAGAGCAACACUUCUCGAACACCGCUGCAUACAGCAGCUAUGCAUGGCUGUGCAGAAGUGGUGAAUAUAUUGUUAGAUCGAUGUCACUUUGAAACAGAUGAUAGAGAUAGCUGUGGGAUAACUCCUCUGAUGGAUGCAUUAAGAAAUGGACAUAUUGGUGUGUCUGAAGUUCUCAUGAAGAAACACCAGGCCUCUUUUACAGCUUCUGACAAUCUGGGAACUAAAGCUUUACAACAUGCUGCAGUAACUGGACAGGACGGUGUGAUAUGUUACCUCGUUCAGCGUCUUGGAGUUAACAUUAAUGAGCAAGUGACUGAUAUCCAGCUUACUGCUUUACACCUGGCAGCUAAGGAAGGUCAUGUGGAUACAAUACAAACACUACUUUCUUUGGGAGCAGAUGUACAACUGAAAGAUGUUAAGGGGCGAACAGCACUACACAUGGCUUGUGCAGGGCAACAUGUGGACUGUGUGAACAUCCUGCUAGAGGCUGGCCUUCAAGACUGUGAAGAUAAUAUGGGAAUUCUAGCAAAACAUUUAGCUAAAAAACAAGAACUACUUACAUUUUUCGAUAAAUACACAGUGCAUCAGUACAUUUCUCCAGUUUAAAGUUACUUUUUUUCUGAAGCAAUCAAAAGAAAAAAGUGGAUUGCGUUUAAGAGACAAGAUUCUAUAAUAUUAUGUUUCCAGCUUUUACUUGCCAUAGACUAUAAUAUAAUAAUCAUUUUGUGAGUUUGGUGGCAUGGUGGUGCAGUGGUAGUGACGCUGCCUUGCAGUAAGGAGACCAGGGUUUGCAUGCCAGGUCUUCCCUGCGUGGAAUUUGCAUGUUCUCCCCAUGUCUGUGUAGGUUUCCUCAGGGUACUCUAGUUGAUUCACACAGCCCAAAAACUGUGGAUAGGUGGAUUGGAGAUACAAUAUUGCCCCUAGUGUGUGGGUAUAUGUGUUUGCUCUGUGAUGGACUGGCACCCUGCCCAGGGUUUGCUUCUAUUUUGCAUCCUAUGCUAGCUGGGAUAGGCACCAGCACCCCAAGCCCCCAAAACCCCCUCCCCUGCCCGCCAGCGACCAUGUUCAGGAUUAAGCAGGUUAGAAAAGGACUGACUUUGUGAGUGGACAGUAUGUUUAACUUCCAAAACAUUUCAGUAUGAUUUUAUAAUUUACUAUAUUUAAUAUAAUUUUCUUGAAAUAAUGAAUUUCCAAUGGAAAGGAGGUGUGUAUACAAGAUAUUCUUUACACUUUUGCAUUUCCCAUAUUUGCAGAUGUUAAAAGUGUCAGUGGCAACUGCCUGUGUGGACAAAGUUCAUCUAUAAUACAGCUUUUUAAUUAACAGUGGGUUAUGGUAACAAGCAGACUGUCAGCAACAUAUACUAUGUUACAAAUUUGCAAAAUCAGAAAGUUUUGACACAUCUUUUAAAGUGAACUGUAGUCAAGGUAUAAUUUUUCAUGUAUAAUUGGUAAAGCCAAAUAAGAUAUGGUAAUAAAUGGUGUCACUGAGUGAAGAA